This is a messenger RNA of Cylicostephanus goldi, 2967 nucleotides long. The record is from the annotation of a GenBank genome assembly. NCBI's taxonomy places the organism in Eukaryota, Metazoa, Nematoda, Chromadorea, Rhabditida, Strongylidae.
AUGGAUAGCACAACAACGCAGAAAUACUGGAUUGACGUGCAGCUUCGAUGGGGAGAUUAUGAUUCUCACGAUAUCGAGCGAUACGCUAGGGCAAAGUUCCUGGAUUAUACCACCGACAAUAUGUCCAUCUAUCCGUCGCCGACUGGUCUUUUGAUUGCGAUGGAUUUGGCCUACAAUCUCUACAGUGCUUACGGUAACUGGUUCCCUGGAAUGAAACCGCUGAUUCGCCAGGCUAUGGCAAAGAUCAUCAAGGCCAACCCAGCUUUUUAUGUACUUCGAGAACGUAUCCGAAAGGGUCUGCAGCUGUACAGUUCCGAACCCACUGAGCCAUAUCUUACCAGUCAGAACUAUGGAGAGUUGUUCUCUAACCAGAUCAUCUGGUUCGUCGAUGACACGAAUGUGUAUCGUGUAACCAUCCACAAAACUUUCGAGGGUAACUUGACCACCAAGCCUAUCAAUGGUGCCAUUUUCAUUUUCAACCCAAGGACAGGACAAUUGUUCUUGAAAAUCAUUCACACUUCUGUGUGGGCUGGACAGAAACGUCUCAGUCAGUUGGCCAAAUGGAAAACUGCCGAAGAAGUUGCUGCUCUUAUUCGAUCUCUGCCCGUUGAAGAACAGCCGAGACAGAUCAUUGUAACGAGAAAGGCUAUGCUUGAUCCUCUAGAGGUCCAUCUUCUCGACUUCCCUAACAUCGUCAUCAAGGGUUCUGAACUGAUGCUUCCGUUCCAAGCUAUCAUGAAGGUGGACUUCUUUUUUUUUCACUUGGUCGAAAAGUUUGGAGACUUGAUUCUCAAGGCAACUGAACCUCAAAUGGUGCUGUUCAACCUGUACGAUGAUUGGUUGAAGACGAUAUCCAGUUAUACUGCGUUUUCUCGAGUCAUUCUGAUUAUGCGAGGUAUGCAUAUCAACCCGGAUAAGACAAAGGUCAUACUGAAACCUGACAAGACCACAGUCACAGAACCACAUCAUAUCUGGCCAUCACUGGUUGAUGAAGAGUGGAUCAAGGUUGAACUGGCCCUCAAGGAUAUGAUUCUGGCCGAUUAUGGUAAAAAGAAUAACGUAAACGUGGCUUCACUCACCCAAUCCGAAGUGAGAGACAUCAUCCUGGGUAUGGAGAUCAGUGCUCCUAGCCAGCAACGGCAACAGAUUGCUGAUAUCGAAAAACAGACCAAGGAACAGAGUCAAGUGACAGCCACCACGACUCGAACUGUAAACAAGCAUGGUGAUGAAAUCAUCACGGCUACCACAUCUAACUACGAGGCAGCAACAUUUGCAAGUAGGACUGAGUGGAGGAUCAGAGCUAUUUCUGCGACAAAUCUGCACUUGAGAACUCAGCACAUUUACGUCAGCUCCGAUGAUGUGAAAGAUACUGGAUUCACCUACAUUCUUCCCAAGAACGUCCUCAAAAAAUUCAUCACCAUUUCCGAUCUGAGAACUCAGAUCGGUGGAUUCAUGUACGGCAUUUCGCCUGCGGAUAACCCGCAAGUGAAAGAGAUUAGAUGUGUGGUUCUGGUCCCUCAGACAGGAAACCAUCAGCAAGUGCAGUUCCCAACGCAUCUGCCACAACAUGAGUUGCUGAAGGAUUUGGAGCCAUUGGGAUGGAUGCAUACACAACCAAAUGAAUUGCCUCAAUUAUCCCCUCAAGAUGUGACAGCACACGCCAAGAUUCUUUCUGAGAAUGCCAGCUGGGACGGAGAAAAGACGGUGAUCAUCACAUGCAGUUUCACGCCUGGUUCGGUCUCGUUAACGGCAUACAAAUUGACACCGUCUGGUUAUGAAUGGGGCAAAUCGAACACAGACCGUGGAAAUAAUCCAAAGGGAUACAUGCCAACUCAUUACGAAAAAGUGCAGAUGUUGUUGUCCGAUAGGUUCCUUGGUUAUUUUAUGGUGCCUAGCUCUGGAGUGUGGAACUUUAACUUCCAAGGGCAACGCUGGUCACAGUCGAUGAAAUAUGAUGUGUGCUUGGCGAACCCGAAGGAGUAUUACCACGAAGACCAUCGACCUGUGCAUUUCCAUAAUUUCAAGGUGUCCUUCAUCAUCCGUGAUGAAAACGAGCAUCGACAUCGUGCCGCAGUAUCGGCUCUGCAGUAUGACGCUGCAACGGGGCGCCUGUUUUCUGCUGGAAAUGACACAAUAAUACGAAUAUGGAAGGUCCCAUCAGCUGGAACAAAGGAGGCUUGGCCUUCAUCGAGGAAUGGAACUAGUUCUUUAUCACCCAGUCCUCCACAACAUGCGACCUUCAUCCAGGCCAUGGAACAUCAUACAGAUUGGAUCAAUGAUAUGAUACUAUGCUGUAAUGGGCGGUUUUUACUUUCUGCUUCGAAUGACACGACCGUAAAAGUAUGGAAUGCUACCAAACACUUCUGUAUGUCAACUUUGAGAACUCAUAAGGACUAUGUAAGCUGCUUAGCUUAUGCAAAAGAGCAUGAGCGAGCUGCUAGUGCCGGAUACGACCAGUCGGUAUAUCUAUGGGAUAUAGCAACCUUGACAAAGCUGACAACGACAAAUAACACAGUGACAACUUCUUCGCUUAUGGGCUGUAAGAAUAGCAUCUACGCUUUAGCCAUGAAUGAUGCGGGUACGGUAAUAAUCUCAGGAAGCACAGAAAAGGUAUUACGAAUUUGGGAUCCCAGGACUUGUCAGAAGAUAAUGAAGUUAAGAGGCCAUACUGAAAAUAUUCGAUCUAUUGUAAUCAGCCCUGACGGAACGAAGUGCUUGUCUGCAAGUGCUGAUGCUACUGUGCGAUUGUGGGAUCUUGGACAGCAGCGAUGUAUUGCCACUUGUCUAGCUCAUCAAGAAGGCGUAUGGACUUUGCAAACAGACAGAGCAUUCUCAUUUGUAUAUAGCGCUGGUAGAGACAGACGAGUUUUCCGUACGCCAAUUUGCGAUUUCGCACAAAGUCAACUGCUGUUCGAGGAAGAUGCCUUUGUCAAAAGGGUAACUUUCACCACCUCCAUUAUUAAGUGA